Drosophila busckii is the source of this 1247-nucleotide messenger RNA. RefSeq names its product sepiapterin reductase. The record is from RefSeq and is a predicted model, not a curated record. The transcript has a single exon. Gene Ontology annotation, molecular function: sepiapterin reductase (NADP+) activity. The coding region runs from base 236 to 1030 and encodes 264 amino acids. NCBI's taxonomy places the organism in Eukaryota, Metazoa, Arthropoda, Insecta, Diptera, Drosophilidae. Gene Ontology annotation, biological process: tetrahydrobiopterin biosynthetic process.
GAUUCAGCCAGAUAGCGGCAGCUAUAACAUCAUCAAUUUCGAUUUCUAACAACACACAACACGUGUCCGCAAGUCUAGCAGGCAGCCUCACUUGGAUUUGUGGAUUCAGUACAGUUUAACAAACGCAAGCAAACGGUUCAGCAAUAGCAGCAGCAACAGCAGCAGCAGCAGCAGCGGCGGCAACAGCAACAUCCCUGAGGAUUCCAACACCUAGUUCAAAAACAAAAAAAAAAAAAUGGCAGCAAAAAGAAUGGAUUUGAAUAAGCGCACUUUACUUGUGUUAAGCGGCAGCUCCAAUCUGCUAGGACAGGCGCUGGCUCAGCAGCUAAGCAGUCGCCUGGCCACGGGCUCGGUGGUGUUGCUGCUCGAUGAGCAGGAGACGCAGCUGAAGGCAUUGGCGCAGCUGCUGGGCAACGGGUUGCAGGUGUUGACGGGUCUGUUGGAUGCUCAGCAUAGCAAUGGUGUGCAGCUGCUGGACAAUUGCCUGCAGCAGUGUGCAGGACGCGAGUUCCAACGCGCCAUACUGGUGCACAACGAGGGCGAGGCAGCUACGCAGCUGCUCAUGGAGCCGCAGACGCCGGCGGAAUGGACCAACUAUGUGCAGCAGCAGUUGUAUGCGCCUGUGGCGCUCAAUCAAUGCUGGCUGCAGGCCAAGGCGCUCCAGGGUGUGGAGAAGCUUGUCAUCAAUGUGACGUCAUCGCUGCAGGUGCGUCCUCUCAUCUUCAACACGCUGCUGUGCUCGUGCAAGCGCGCCAGGGAUAUGUACUUCCGUGCCAUGGCAGCGGAGGAGCUGCGCCACAAUGUCCACGUGCUGAGCUAUGCUCCGGGCUUGCUGAAGACCCAUCAGGCGCUCUGCGAUCUCAACGGGAACACUGUAGAUCCCUUUGAGCUGCUGUCACUGUCGCCAGAGCAGCAGGCGCUGCCACGUGUGCAGCCGCUGCAAACGAUUCUGAAGCUUAUCAGCAUACUGGAGGAGAAAUCCUUUGUCUCCGGUCACGAUGUGGACUACUACGACACUUUUGUUUUAUGAGUAGCAACGCAGUCGUGGUUUGUGCCAAACACAUUCGACAAACUACUCAUGUGGUUGGCACUAGCACGCACUGCUGCAGACACUGAACUCCAAUUGGUUGACUCUUUUGAUUUGAUUACGAUAUUUAUGGACUUGAAUAAAACCUGGCUGCUGAUCCUUUGCGCUCUACUCACGGCAAACGUUACCAACGAAAGCGACAACAACAAAACAAACAAAA